CGAUAUUUACGUCACAUAAAUACAGCUGCUGUCGCCUCAUACGUUUUAUUAUCAGUCAGUUCAUUGACAGCUCGGACACUCUCAAUUAUCGGUUUCGAUUCAGCAGAUAUGGCAGCAGUUGCAGUUAUCUCAAAUCAGAAUGUGGUGGAGAGGGUGAGCAGCCUCCCACUCGUUUGCUCCACCUAUGGCCUGGUGUCCAGUGUGUACUGCAACACCAAAGACACCCACCCAUACUUCAAGACUGUGUGUGAGGCUGCUGAACAAGGCGUGCGCAACAUCACCUCUGUGGUCGUCACCACAGCUUCACCCAUCAUUUACAAGCUUGAACCUCAGAUUGCCAUUGCCAAUAACUUGGCCUGUAUAGGUUUGGACAAGAUUGAGAAAACCUUGCCAAUUCUUCAUCAGCCAUCUGAGCAGGUUGUUUCCAGUGCCAAGGAUGUGGUCACCAACGCUAAAGAUGUUGUGACGGGCAAAGUGUCCGGUGCUAAGGACACAGUUUCAGACACUCUUACCAGUGCAGUGGAGAAGACUCGGGGUGCGGUGCACGAUGGAGUGGAGAAGACCAAAGCGGUUGUCAGUGGAAGUGUGAUCACUGUGUUGGAAAGCAGAGUGGCCCGGCUGGUCAGCAGUGGAGUUGACACCGCCCUCAGCACCUCUGAGAGUCUGGUGGAGCAGUACCUGCCUCAGACAGAGGAUGAGCUGGAAAUGGAGGCAAAAAAUGUGCAUGGCUUUGACAACAGAGAGAGGAGUUACUAUGUCCGGCUGGGUUCCCUCUCCACCAAGCUCAGGAAGCGGGCCUACAAUGGGGCCCUGAAUAAAAUCCAGGAUGGCAAGGAGAGGAGCAGGAAAUUCAUUUUUGAGCUGAACUCUACUGUAUACCUGAUUGAAUAUGGCAGAAAGAACAUUGGCGGGGCUAAUCAGAUGGUAAAUGAGAAGCUGAGCUCGCUGGUGGGGUGGAAGUCCAAUGGUUCAAACCAGGACAAUGGUCACGAGGCAGAGGCUAUCGAGUCUCGCACCCUAGAAUUGGCUCGUUCCCUCACCAAGCAACUCCAGACCACCUGUCAGGUCCUCGUCUCUGGACUCCAGGGCCUCCCCAACCACAUCCAGCAGGAGGCGCUCUCCCUCAGCCGCUCUGCUACACACGUCUACAACAACUUCAGCAAAGCCAAGGUGCUGGGAGACCUCCCUGACAGCAUCCUGACCAGCAGCAAAGUCCACCUCAGCCAAAUGAAAGACUCCCUGGAGAAUGUCAUGGAUUAUCUGGUCAACAACACGCCGCUCAACUGGCUGGUUGGUCCUUUCUACCCACGUAUGGAGCUAGAGCAGAGUGAAAGACCAGCUUCUGCUUCAGAAGCAACUUCCGCCAGCUCUCUAUCUGCUCAGACACACCCAGAGGAGCCCAUGGAAGUGGAAAUGCAGUCACUUCAAUCAAAGCACUAGUGGGCUAUUACUGCUUUUAUUUUUCAGUUUUAAAGCUACUUUCUGCUUUGACUUUCUUCAAAUCUUCUUUUUUAUAUCUAUUUUAAGCCUUUUUAAAUUAACAUUUCAAUAACAUCUUAAAUAUGAGGUCUGUCAACUCUCUGCAUCAUUUCACAAUAGAAUCAUGUACUGGCAAAGCUUGAUAUCACUUCUCUCAAAAUAAACAUGAAAGCAAUUUUA
This is a messenger RNA of Notolabrus celidotus (New Zealand spotty), 1659 nucleotides long. It is a transcript of the gene plin2, whose product is annotated as perilipin 2. The coding region runs from base 109 to 1440 and encodes 443 amino acids. The record is from RefSeq and is a predicted model, not a curated record. Gene Ontology annotation, cellular component: lipid droplet; cytosol. The transcript has 8 exons. Lineage: Eukaryota; Metazoa; Chordata; Actinopteri; Labriformes; Labridae. Gene Ontology annotation, biological process: lipid storage; positive regulation of triglyceride storage.